Brassica rapa (field mustard) is the source of this 760-nucleotide messenger RNA. RefSeq lists its product as uncharacterized. The record is from RefSeq and is a predicted model, not a curated record. NCBI's taxonomy places the organism in Eukaryota, Viridiplantae, Streptophyta, Magnoliopsida, Brassicales, Brassicaceae.
UAAAACACGAGUUUUGGACGAAAACAAAACCGCCGCGUCUUUGUGUUCAUCUCCCUCAGACAGAUCUAAUCACGAAGUCGUCUCUUCUCCCUAACCAAAAACGUAAGUGAACUCAAAUAAGAUAUGGCUGAGGCAACACCUGCUUUGAGGAAGCCUGUGUUCACCAAAGUUAAUGAGCUGAGGCCAGGAACCAAUGGUCACUCGCUGAACGUGAAAGUUAUCAGCACGAAGACAGUGAUGCAGAGAGGAGGAGGUCGUCCUAGUGGUCCUCAGGCUCGUCAGAUGCGGAUUGCUGAAUGUCUUGUUGGUGAUGAGACUGGUAUCAUUAUCUUUACUGCCCGAAACGAUCAAGUGGAUUUGAUGAAAGAAGGCAAGGUGGUGACACUGCGCAAUGCAAAGAUUGACAUGUACAAGGGAUCUAUGAGGCUUGCAGUUGAUAGAUGGGGCCGUGUUGAAGUGGCAGAGGAGGCCACAGACAUCACUGUCAAGGAAGAUAACAAUCUUUCUCUCAUCGAGUAUGAGCUUGUGAGCGUGGAAGCUUGAUUUAGUUCAGCCAGCCACCAAAAGAGAGCAGAGUGACUCAGAACAUCCAUUCUUUACUCUGUAGUUGGAGAAGCAACAGCAACCUCUCUCUUUCUCUGCUUUGAGUUUUGCGUAUUAGAAUUUGCAGAUGGGUUUGUUGCUAGUUUCAGUUUUUUAUGUAUGAUCCGGCUUAACUCUGUAGUCGUUUUGAAAAUCAGGUUGGAAAUUUUUUAAAGUA